AUGCGACAACGCUUCGGCAUCUUUGCUGCUAUUGGGGCCACGAUCAUUUUUGUCGUAUUGCUUGGACUAUACCGCUCUGAUCUGCAAAGAGUUCGCGAGACUGGGCUGAAGUAUUGGGUGGCUUCGUGGAGAUAUGGCAGUGACUACAAAUAUGCCGCUGUUAAAAGCGAGACUCAGCUGGCGCCGGCGCAAGAGCCUGCUCUUCCGGACUCGAAACCGAGCAACCAAUCCAUGGCUCCAACGAUGAAUAGAACGCAUCCGCGGACAACACUGGUGCUGGCGACAAUGUCUUACAGCGACAAUUCCUGGGUGGAAAAGGAACUUGGCGAUCUGCUUGGAGAGAAGAGCAACCUGUAUACUGCAUUCUAUGUUGCCAAUGACGACUCUGCGCCACUGCACACUCCUGCGAACAAAGGCCACGAGGUAAUGGCCUAUCUGACUUACAUGAUUGAGUUCUACGACUCUUUACCGGACAUUUCCAUCUUUAUGCACGGACACGCUGCGGCAUGGCAUAACAACUAUUUGCUGGAGAUGUCGUCUUCCCAGAUUGUACGACGUUUGAGGAGAGAGAAAGUCCUCGAUGAAGGCUACAUGAACCUCCGAUGUCACUGGUCUCCCGGCUGCCCUGACCACCUCCACCCGCAGGAGACAAAAUACGAUGGCGACAAGCGAGAGGAGCCCAUGAUCAAAGAGGCCUGGGAAGCCUUAUUCCCCACUGAAGCAGUCCCAGAAGUCCUCUCGCAACCUUGUUGCUCACAAUUCGCCGUCAGUCGUCAGAGAAUUCAAAAUCUCCCGCAGAACAAGUAUGUUGAAAUUCGUGACUGGCUCCUCAACUCUCCACAUGAUGACUACAUCACCGGCCGCAUCUUCGAAUACCUGUGGCAAUACAUGUUCAACGGAACUCCAACUUACUGUCCCGACCCGCGGGUUUGCUAUUGCGAUGCUUACGGCGUCUGCUUCGAGGAUCCGGAGGAGUAUAAGAACUUCUUCAACAUUGUCUACGAUUUAGACCGCUACCGUAAGGAAUUAGAGACUUGGCAGAAGUGGAAGGAGCAGAAGAACAUUGGGCGUGGAGAGAUUGCUCCUGGAGGGCCAGAUGCUUCUGUCGAAGGUCAAGAUGCGAGAGAAGCUUGGUUGAUAGAGACAAUAGAAAAGGCAACGCAAGAGCUGGACAGGAAGAAGCAAUCUGCUUUCGAGGCGGGCAAAGAUCCAUGGAAGAGAAAGAAAGCUAUUGAGCGAGCAAAUCUGGAGACCGUCAAGGAACCAAAGGAUGGGCCGCCUUGGUGGACGAAUAUGAAAGUCAGAUGA
Messenger RNA from Lecanosticta acicola, 1308 nucleotides. NCBI's taxonomy places the organism in Eukaryota, Fungi, Ascomycota, Dothideomycetes, Mycosphaerellales, Mycosphaerellaceae. The record is from the annotation of a GenBank genome assembly.